Molecule: messenger RNA, 632 nt
Organism: Labrus bergylta (ballan wrasse)
Lineage: Eukaryota; Metazoa; Chordata; Actinopteri; Labriformes; Labridae
Source: RefSeq, a predicted model, not a curated record
AUCAAUAUCUUCUCCAAGAACACUUCUUCUAAAACAACAGGAAAGAAAAGAACUUCUUGGACUCAGUGGGACACCUAUCGGGGUCACCAAAGAGCUCGGAGAUCACCUUCAGCGGACCGGUGAUGGACGAGGAGCACCUGUCCGCCCAACACUUGUCUGACAGCGGUGGAGUGGUACGUCCUGACGGCCUCCCCGAGAUGAUCAGCAUCAGGAUCGUGGACGACGAUGAUUCUGAGGUAGAGGUAGGUAUACCAGAGGACACUCCCCCAGUGUCCUCUGGUGAUGGAGAGGAAGUCAUCUGGGUCUUGGAUGACGAGGAGGAGGACCAGGUAGAGGUAGGUAUACCAGUGGACAUUUUUUCAGUGUCCUCUGGUGAUGAGGAGGAAGUAAUCUGGAUUUCGGAUGACAUGGAAGCAGAGGAAGAGGUAGGUAGACCAGGGGACAUUUCUCCAGUGUCCUCUGAGGAUGAAGAUGAGCAUGAGGUGAGCGGACAGGAGCAUGAAGAGGAGAACGAAGAGGAGAGGGGACAGGAGCAUGAAGAGGAGAGUGAAGAGGAGACUGAAGAGGAGACUGAAGAGGAGAGCGAGUAUGAGGAGGACUUUUCAGACUCGUUCAGUGAGGAUUCUGGCUGA